This is a messenger RNA of Schistosoma mattheei, 3180 nucleotides long. The record is from the annotation of a GenBank genome assembly. Lineage: Eukaryota; Metazoa; Platyhelminthes; Trematoda; Strigeidida; Schistosomatidae.
AACUUUUGCGAAAAAUGUAUCGAUACUUGUAAGGAAGACUUACUGUUUUUGUUUUUCUACUUCGUUGGGACACUCUUACAAUGUUGACAUCACAAUUUGAACGUUGACCUUUAGUUAACGCUGUGGAUAGAUUACCGUGUUAGGAACAUAUGUUCAUUUUAAUGGUAUGUACCGAAUGUACUAUACUUUGUUAUGUUCGGAGUAGAUUCCGAAAAUAAACAUCCGUCAUAGGAGUUUAUUAGUGUACUGAAUAAACCUUUUUUUUCGGAAUAAUUUUUCGUUUGUUAAAUAUUCGGGUUGAUUAUAUUUACAGUUUUUGUUAACUAUAAAGAGCAAAUCAAUCAAGUUAUUCUCUGAAAUCUGUGGCGUGUGUCAACCGAUACUGACAACAGAGUUUCAGUAUGACGAAAUUAUUCUUAAUGAGUGGGUAUUGGCAGCAUGAGUUUUGUUAAGCUCCUGCGUGAUGUCUGUCGAAAUGUUCAGUCGUCGUAGCUUACUUCAAGCCAGCAAAAAAGCCCAUUCACGUAAGAUCGUUAUUCUCAAAAUACUUCGUAGAAUUGCUGCUAUUAUGUUAUUUCAUUACAAUAAAAAAUACUUGUUUUCGUGGUAAAACGUUUAUAAAUCCAUAUGUUCAAUCUGCCGGCAGAUGCUAUGAAUAAGCGUAAUGUUUACAUUGCUUUGGUCCAGUGUUAGAGUUCAGUGGUCUAUCGACAGCCCAACGUUGUUGCCAUGAAAGGCACUACACUUGAUGAGUUGUAUGAACGACCUACAGUAUUGCUCGUCUGGGUUGGUUGCAUCCAAAGUUUUUUCCACUCAGUAACCACUCCGCCUUAAUGUUAUUUAGAAUCGUUGUUUCUGUUGUCGAUACAUCAAGUCUGAUAGAUAAUUUUAAAUCAAACUAUUUUAUGAAGUUUUUUGUAUUACUGCUGAAAAUAUUAUAUGAUCGGGAACGUUUUAUACCUAGUUAGUAACAGCUGCAGUUAAUGCACACUACCACCGGCCUCAGUACCACAGUUGACCAUGUAUAAUGUGAGCAUGUCAACAUUUUCUCCAUAUAACCGUCAUACUAUUAUUUGAAAAUUACUACCAAUGGAUCCCUUCCACUUUGUCAAUGAAUUCCAUCGAUUAAAUCUAACAACAGGACUACCAAAUUAUGGUUAUAUAUAUUAUGCUGAUCUUUACUCUUCGAAUUCAUUCAUUUUGGAGAUUUUAAUCAGCUUGCUAUGUAUUGGUGGUAUUACAUCAAAUUGCCUUUUGUUUAUCUUCCACAUAUGUGCUAUACUGUAUGGUAAAAAACAUUUGUAUCAGGUGCCUUAUCCAAUAUAUCUACAGAAAAUGUAUAAAUAUCCAUUGUAUCGCCGAUGUAUGCGUCGAUUGUUUAUAAUAUUUUGUAAAUGGCCAUUAUCAUAUAUUGUUUCACUUAUUACCUUGUGUUUACAAUGUAUAUUUUGUAAUAAAUGCAAAGGUAAGGUUAACAAGCUAACGACAACAAAGCAUAAUAACGCUACAAUUAUAUCAACAACAAAUGCUGACAUUAAUACUAUAACUACCUCUCAGAGUACACUUAUUCCACUGUCGACAGAUAAUCACAAUGGUAAUAUAUACAAUAAUAAUAACGUAAUGAUUGAUAUGAAGUUUGAAGUGCAUUGGCCCGGUGUUUCGAUUCUCAAACCUUUAUCUGGUAGAGAUCCAAAUUUAGAAACUAAUUUGUUAUCAUUUUUCCAAAUGGAUUAUCCUGUAUUUGAAUUGCUGUUUUGUAUAGCUGAUAAAGAAGAUCCAGCUUAUGAGCUUGCUGAACGUUUAAUUAAACAAUAUCCACAUGUUGAUGCACACAUUAUCAUAGCCAAAGAUUUAUUUGGUAUUAACCCGAAGAUUAAUAAUUUACAAGCUGGUUAUGAAGCUUCCAAGUAUUCGUUGCUAUUAAUAUCAGAUUCAGGUUUAUGGAUGCGUUCAGAUGCAUUAAUAGAUAUGGUAUCAUCAUUAGAAGUGGAUCCAAAAGUUGGUCUCAUCCAUCAAGUGCCUUAUAUGAAGCCAUAUAAUGGAAUUUUAUCAUCUAUACGAGACAUAAACAUUGCAUCUUUUCAAGGACGCUCCAAACAUAUUAAUUGUAAUCAAGUUCAUAAGACAACAUUGAGAGCAAGGACAUCAAUAGAUUUAGAUUAUAUUCCAACCAUUUGUGAACAGCCAUCAUUUACUUGGGUUGUACAGUUAGUUUUUUUUUCAUGUUGGCAUGCAAAAGUCUAUUUAACUGCAUCAUUUCUUAAUGUGAAUUGUGUAACUGGCAUGUCAUGUCUAUUACGUAAGUCAACAUUAAGUGAUUCCGGUGGUUUUAAACAAUUUGGCUGUUAUCUAGCAGAAGAUUAUUUCAUAACAAAGUAUAUAUCUAAUCGAGGUUGGAAAAUAACUUUAUCUCAUCAACCAGCUUGGCAAAACUCACCAUCACCUUGUCUAUAUCAAUUUUAUUUACGAAUAUUACGUUGGUCACAGUUAAGACUAAGUAUGGCGAUUUUGAGUUUUAUAUUUGAACCAUUCACAAGAUGCCUACCAAAUGCUUUAUUGGGAGCUUUCACAUUUGCUUAUAUUUUUCCAAAUUUUAUUGAUCCAGGUGUAUAUUUUAUGUGUUAUACCCUUAUAUGGUUUUUGUUAGAUUAUAUAUUAUUACGUCAAAUUUAUCCACCGGCAACUCCAAUAUGUAUCACAAAAUUAGAAUAUCUUGUAGCUUGGUUAUUUUCUGAAUUGUUAGCUUUUCCACUGCAUUUAACAGCAGCUUGUUUUCGUGAAGUACGUUGGCGUGAUAAACGAUUUCGUAUACGAUGGGGUGGGAUUUCUGAACGAAUUGAUCAACACAAUGUCAUAUAAUUUUAUAAUAAGUUUUGUUGAUAUAUGAAUUGAAAAAGUUACAACAUUUAAUUGUAGAUUAUUUAUUGGUGUAUUAUAUAUUUCUGUUACUUUGAUCACUAAAUCUGGUCUUUCCACUUCAAAAUGACAAUAUUAUUUUUUAGGAAUAAGAAAUUAAUCUUCAGUAUAUAUAUAACCAUUACUACUGUUGUUCUCUGUUUUCGUUUGUCUCUAUUGUUAUUUUUCACUGUGGUUAUUAUUAUCAUUCUUACUAUUAUUAUUGAUAUGAGACCUAAAAGAAAGAUUGUAAAUAUAAAAAUAUAUACAUAUAUUAUUAUGACU